AUGUGGCUCUCGAUGAGCAGUGCCACACUGUGGGUUGUUUUGGGGUUGCUGCAUUGUGCAAUUGGUGGUUUAGAAGAUCAACCAAAAAUAUCGUCCUUCGAUGGGCACGUCAUCUUCGAGUCGGCGCAGGACAAAAACAUAACCUUCCACAUGAAAGGAAACGGGCACCUGAACGUUGGCACGAUCAGUCUCAGCACGCUGUCUAAGAUACUGAUCGAUGGGCGUCCGUCCUCUGACACCCAAGGCUACCUGACGGGAGGGAGCGUGCACGAUCAGAUCCAAUUGCUGUCGACGUACAUCCGUGGUCCGUUUGGGUUGAUCAAACGUGUAGAAACCCUGGAACAGGAAUCAUCAGCUCGCAAUUCUACGCAAAUGCCACCUCGAAUAGGCGCCUUGGCUCGUCGAGUGAGAAGCGUCGAGACGCGACUAGCAACACUGAUGACGACUUUGCAGACUAAGCUGUGCGUUAGCGGGCCCUGUCAAAACGGUGGCACCUGCAUCAACCUGUACGACUCGUUUCAGUGCCUUUGUCCGAGCAACUGGGAGGGUCAGACGUGCACAACUGAUGUGAACGAAUGCGCUCAGUUCGCCGGUACUGAUCUCGGCUGUCAAAAUGGUGCCACCUGCAUGAACACUCACGGUGGCUACAGUUGCAUGUGCACCGACGGUUGGCGGGGAAUUCACUGUAACACCCGCUCGCAGGACUGCACUAACGCGGGUGCGGAUCUGUGCGGCCAUGGUAUCUGCGUGCAGACGAAGGACAGCUACCGGUGCAUCUGCGAUCAGGGCUGGAAGUCGGGCGACGGGUCACCGGCUUGCUCAAUUGAUGUAGAUGAGUGCAGCGAUAUGAAGCCCCAGUGCUCGAAGGAUCCGGAAGUGAGCUGUAUCAACCUGCCAGGUUCUUUUGUGUGCGGCGCAUGCCCGGCAGGCUAUACUGGAAACGGUUUCUAUUGCCACGAUAUCAACGAGUGUGAGACUAACAACGGAGGCUGCAGUACGUCACCAUCCGUGGCCUGCAUAAACACACGGGGCUCCUAUCGCUGCGGUAAUUGCCCAGCAGGAUACACCGGUGACGGACGGACAUGUCUUGCCCAAGGCAACCGAUGUUCGCUCUGUCAUCCGAUGGCGCGAUGUGUGGACUACGGAAGUGCCCUACCAAGCUGCAUAUGUCUGCCCGGAUACGCAGGUUCCGGCUUUGGCCCUUCCGGAUGUUUGCGAUCUUCGGCGAACCCGUGUGCUAGCGCUCCUUGCAAGAAUGGUGGCACCUGCACAAAGAUCGAUGCCCAAAACUACAACUGUACUUGCCCUCCGGGAACUAACUCGCCGAACUGCUUGCGUACAGUAUCUCCGUGUGAGCCAAAUCCUUGCAUGAACGGAGGCACCUGUACACCGUACACGGUCAACUUGUUGACACGGUAUCUUUGUCGGUGUGCUGGCGGAUACACGGGUCCGCGCUGCCAGACGGUGACGCGUACCUGCGGUGGAAUAAGAUAUCAACUCUCCGGAACGCUGCGUUAUCCGGAGUACAACGGCACCUACACGCAUAAUUCACGUUGCGCCUGGCUGAUCAAAACCAACGAAACGCAAGUGCUGAACGUUACCUUUACACAGUUUAAUCUCGAGAAUCCUGUUAGGUCGGGCGAGUGCAGAUACGAUUGGUUGCAGAUACACGACGGACGUACAUCGGCAUCACAACUUAUUGGACGUUUCUGUGGAAGUGAGCUACCACACGGUGGUCAUAUCAUGUCCACCCACAAUAUGCUCUAUCUAUGGUUCCGAUCGGACAACUCCACUGCACAUGACGGCUUCGAACUGAGCUGGGAAAGCAUCGAUCCGAUUUGCGGUGGCUCGAUAUCGGUAGAAAGCCAUGGCAUCAUCACGUCCCCAGGCUAUCCCGGCAACUAUCCCCCGAACAGAGACUGCAAGUGGUACCUGCAGGCAGCGCAAGGUCGCCGGAUCCAGUUCACCUUCUUUACGAUGAAGAUCGAGGUGCACGAGAACUGCAACUACGAUUAUCUGCAGAUUAACGAUGGCUUGAGUGAUGAGGCUAUGAUGUUGGCGAAGUACUGCAACACGUCUCAUCCAGAACCACUAAUUACUCCGAGCAAUGUGGCCACGGUGUACUUUCAUAGUGACGAGGGCGGCAAUGAUCUCGGCUUCCAGAUCAGCUACGCCGUGGUAGAGGGUAUCCCAGGUUGUGGAGGCACGUAUACUCAGCGGGAAGGCGUGAUCAGCUCACCGCUCUCGCAGACGGAUAACCUCUACCCGAACAAUCUGAACUGUGAAUACUUGAUCAAGCUGCCGAUUGGUAGCCGGGUGGAGAUAAAGUUUUCCAAGUUUCACCUCGAACAGAGCGAUGGCUGCAAGUUCGACUACCUGGAAAUCUUUGACGGUCGCAACACGGAGGACCCAUCGCUCGGUAAGUUCUGUGGAGAUCGUAUUCCGCCCGCUGUCAUCUCUUCUGGCAACUCACUGCUGCUCAAGUUCCACACCGACUGGUCAGCACCAAACCCUGGAUUUACAGUCAUGUAUAAGAUCAAGUGCGGCGGAACGUUCACCGACCCUCAAAUCGAAAUCAAAUCACCUGCCUACCCGCAAAUGUACUCGGCCAAUCAGCUUUGCGACUAUGUGAUCCACGCGCCGCUUGGAAUGGCGAUCGAAUUCGACUUCUUGGAUUUUGACAUGGAGAAGAAUAGCUUCCCAAAGUGUGAGCUCGAUUUUGUCGAGCUGUAUGAUGGUCUGCUUCCGACCAACGAGACUCUACUGGGGCGUUACUGCAGCAUCAAGACACCACCGAGGGUGAUCUCGUCGAAAAACGUGCUACUGUUGCGUUUCGUUUCGGAUGGAUCGGUGGCUGGGCGCGGUUUUAAGGGUAACUUUUCUUUCUUCGACGUCAGCUGUGGUGGGGUGUUGAUGCGUGAGGACACUAUCAUUCGAUCGCCGAUGAUCGCGGAAACCGGCAGGUACCAGAACGAUGCUCAGUGUGAAUGGAUUAUCGUGGCACCACAAGGCCACGCAGUGCAGCUAACGUGGAGCAGCUUUGAGCUGGAAGUGAGCGGGAAAUGCGUGUACGACUACGUAGUGGUAUACGAUAACUCCUCGAUGGCAAACAGUCUAGUGGGAAGGUACUGUGGUACGGACAAACCACCGGCGAUCACCAGUACUGGUAACAUUGUGACGAUACGGUUUGUCUCGGAUGCCUCCUCAUCUAAGGAUGGGUUUAGUUUAUCGUUCAACUUUAUCGACGUCGAAAAGUCAUGUGGUGGUAACUAUUUCGCGACAAGUGGUAUAAUUCGUUCUCCGAAUUGGCCCAAAAACUACCUCUCCAACAAGGUGUGCGAAUGGGUUAUUACGGUACCGAUGGGCCAGCAGGUCAUGCUGUUGGUGCAUUCGUUCGCGAUGGAAAAGCACAAAACUUGCCGUUUCGAUGGGCUUACCAUACGGAAUGGUGGCACGCAGAACUCACCCCUAAUCGGUAACUUCUGUGGCGAUGACAAUUUCAACGGCACGAUCUCGUUUAGCCACCAGCUAUACCUGCGCUUCUACUCGGACAGCUCGCGUAACUAUCAGGGUUUCAUGAUCGAAUGGGAUGCUGCAACGACUGGGUGUGGUGGAGUACUCACCUCUCCACGCGGUUCCAUCAUCUCGCCCAACUAUCCGUUGCCGUACGGCCACAACGCCGUCUGCGAGUGGCGUAUUUCGCUGAGCCAGGGAUCGGCCGUACAUAUAGUGUUUACCGAUCUGGAUAUGGAAAGCCACAAGGACUGCCAGUACGAUUAUCUUGACAUCUACGAUGGUGUCAAUAUGGGAGGCCACAAGCUGGGACGAUUCUGCACAGGUGAAACGGACCCGAUCGUACUUAACACGGAGUCGAACCAUGCUUUCAUUCGGAUGCGUACAGAUGACACGAACCAGCGGCGUGGCUUUCAGUUGAAAUACAACAUCCUCUGUCGUCGGAACAUCACCGGUUUCGGGGGCGUCAUUGAGUCACCGAACUUCCCGAACGAAUACUCAGCCUCGAUGGACUGUCGGUGGAAGAUCACAGUACCAGCGGGAAAUCGGAUCAACCUUGAGUUUUCACACUUUGAUUUCGAAUCGAUCAUGCAGCAUGGCUUCGACAACACAACCCAUCAGCGCUGCCCGUUCGAUUAUAUCGAGCUGCAAGAGGCGAUUGGUGAGGAUCUGCCAGUACCAAAACGUUACUGUGCCACGAAGCCAGCCCCAUUAGUCAGUGUGGGACGUACGAUCGAAUUGAUUUUCCACACUGACUCUAGCGGUGAGCAGAUGGGCUUCCGGGCAGAGUGGUCCAUCAAUGGAUGUGGCGGAGUUUUAACCAAACCGUAUGGCAGGUUUACGUCUCCAAACUACCCUAACCCGUACCCGAAGUUAACGGAGUGCCAGUGGACAAUAAUGGCUGAAGCUGGUAAACUGAUCGAGAUUACGGUGGAGGACUUCCACAUGGAAACGAACGACAACUGUCGCUUCGAUGGGUUACACAUCGCCAAUGAUGGCAACUUUACGCAGCUAGCGGCAUCGAUAUGUCAUGAACAGCAGGAAGCGGUGCACGUUGUUAGUAAUGGUCCUCAGCUGUAUGUUAAGUUUUACAGUGACAGCAGUUUAACGUACAAAGGGUUCCGUGCUACGUAUCGGACUAUUACCUCGCAAUGUGGUGGCAAAAUCUCGUUGCACAAGGGAACCAUCAGCUCGCCAAAUUAUCCAUCCAACUACCCUUCGAACGUAUCCUGCACGUGGGUUAUAAAGACGGACGUAACGCACACGCUACAGUUCAAUUUACAAAACGUGGCCAUCGAACUGUCUCCGGAAUGUGCAAACGAUGUCCUCCAGGUGUAUGACGGCAAUGUACGGAGGUCCGAUAAGCUUCUGAUUAAUGUGUGUGGCACUGAGCCAAACACCACAUUCGUAACUUCUACAGGCAACGAGAUGUUGGUCUUAUUCCAGUCGAAUGAUAUCAUCGAGGCGAAAGGAUUCUCGGCUAAGUUUAUGACGAACUGCGGAUCGCGCAUCGUGGUAAACCAACCCGGCAACAUUCUGCUCAACAAGGCCCACAAGAUGUCAUCUGAAAACUGUACCUGGGUGCUGGUGGCGCCAGAUUCCACGCAACACAUUACUUUGACCAUCGUGCACCUGAGCGUAAUGGAUAUCGAGGGUGACUGUUUUGCCACCCUUACGGUGCACGAAGGCGACACACUAGAUGGGCCGGUACGAUUCGAAGGAUGUGGUCACAAGACACCACCGGCGAUCGUAAGCAGCGGCAAUUCGCUCACUGUCCUGAUCAGCUCCGAGUCGUUGGACCUUUCAAAGAUAGAUAAUCUAGUCGUAGAGAUGACCUACACCACUAUAGAAAAUGCUUGUGGAGGACGGCUCACGUCACUGACGGGUGAGUUUGCUACCCCGAACUAUCCGGAAACAUAUCCAAAUAACAUCGAGUGCGUUUGGAAGCUGACGGCAUCCGCUGGCAACAAGAUGUCACUAUUCAUCAAAGAGAUGGCCAUCGAACCUUCCGAUGAUUGUAACGGAGACUAUCUGGAGAUUCGGGAGCAGGAUGAAAACGGUGCAUUGCUUGGUGAUUUUUGCGGAAACCAAGCUCCAACCAAUCUCACUGAAGCGAGCAGUUUCUGGAUCAAGUUCCGUUCGAACGAAGUAGGCGUUGCUAAGGGUUUUCUAGCUGAGUACUCGUACGAUACCUUAAGCGAAAUCACCGGAACAAGUGGUACGAUAACAUCGCCAAUGUAUCCAAAAGGUUAUACGCGGACAGAUAAUGUUGCAUGGCGCAUCACUGUCAGCAUUGGUUCAGUAGUCGCGAUCAACUUUAAUAAACUUGCCGUCGAUCGAUCAAUGGAUGAUCCACUUAUGUGCGAUGGCACGUUAGUGAUAUACGACGGCUACGAUGAAACGGCAGCACCUCUUUUAAGGACCUGCGGCUUCAACAAGCCAGAUCCGGUAACAUCCACCUCGAACGUUGUGUAUAUUGUGCUCGAUCAUUCCGACAUCAUGGAUUCGUCUGUGUUCUCGAUGAACUGGCAGCAGAAGGUAAUCACCAACUUACCCGCCGCUACGGUUAACAACGAGUUAAUGUGCGAUGGCAAUUCAGUGAUCGUACUGAACAGUACCGACACCGCGUUCAACUUGUCGUCUCCAGGAUAUCCGAAUGGGUACGCAAGCGGGCUAAACUGUACCUGGAUCUUCCAGUCCGCUCUACCUACCUAUCAUCCUUUCUUAAGUUUCGAUUACGUGGAUAUGGAAGAAACGGCUGACUGUUUGGCCGAUUACGUAGAAGUGUUCAGCUCGACCGAUCUUGUUACAUGGAAGACAUUUGGACGUGUCUGUACAUAUGCUUACCGAGUAAAACGGAUGUUCCAUGGAGAACCGCACCUGAAGGUGGAGCUCCGAACGGAUUACUUCCAGAAUCGGACCGGUUUCAGUGGAACGGUGCAACUUCGAUGUGGUGGAUUACUGACGGCUCCGAACGGAGUGAUCACUCAGCCUGGUCGUAUUUCCACGGAUGUACCCUUGACUCCGAGCAUCCAGAUUUCCAGACUAGAAUCGCUCAGUUCUUGCAACUGGAACAUCAGUGUCCGGGCAGGACGGACUAUUGAGUUUGUAUUUGAGCAUCUCAACAUGACCCUGUACGAGUCCGGCUUACUCGGGCGCGAGGGUUUCGUGGCGAUCAUGAACGGCAUGGAUGAGCAUUCGCCAUUGCUAGGGCGGUUCAGUGGUACUGAUAUACCGAGUAGCAUCCAAACCAGCGGAAACCGUGGUUUCGUGCAAUACCGACCCAGUAAUAUAGGUUCGAAUGGCUUCAGACUGCUGUACCGCGAAGUGGGCAUCGAGUGUGGAGGAAGUGUCGUGUUGAACGUCCAGUACAACUCCACCGAAAUCACAACCCCAAACUAUCCCGAUAGCCCUCCUGCGCACACCGAGUGUCUCUGGACGGUGCUGGCACCGGGUGGUGAGUUGCUGUGGAUCGAGUUCAUCGGACAGGUGUACUUUAGACGGACGCCAACGUGUCGGAUGGAGUACGUGCAGGUACGCGAAGGUCUCACAGCAAACGCACCGGAACUGCUGCAUUCCUGCACGGCUGAUCUGAAGAAGCGCGUCCUAACUAGCACUAACGCUCUGUCGAUUAAGUAUUUUAACGAUUUUGCGGAACCCAACAAUGGUUUCAAGGUGCGUGUUUCACUGGCUAAAUGCGGUGGUGUGUCAAAUGGACAGCGUGGUACCAUCACAUCUCCAAACUAUCCCAAAAUCGGCGGAUAUCCGGCUCCUGUUGUGUGCGAGUACAUUAUCAACGAGUUCCAGUUAGGCACAAUCACCCUCACAUUCGAGGAUCUGCAUCUCCCGACCAGCACGAACUGCACAGACAAGGACAACGUGCGGAUCUACUCGAUUGUACCCGACGCCAACAGGACCGAAAUUGAGCUGGGAACGUUCUGUGGCACGGACGUACCCACGCAACCGAUCCAGAGUCCUCUAACGUAUGUGAAGAUCGUCUUUACGUCCACCGCCAUGAACUCGAUAUACCGUGGGUUUAAGAUGAAUUACGCCUUGAACUACAGCCGUUGUGGCCAAUCGUUCGUGGCGGAAUCGGGAGAAAUCACUAAUCCAGGAUACGGUAAAGAAGUGCAGCAAAACACGUAUUGCGAGUGGCGCAUUACGGUUCCGGCAGGGCGGCGUAUCAAAAUAGAGUUUAUCGAUCUGGAUAUCGAUGUUCCAUCUUUAACAUCGUUCUCGUACCAGCGGCUAUCGUUCUACGAUGGGUUGAAUUAUCACGCUCGUAUCAGGCUGAUUUCUUCGUCCAAUGACAAAACCACACCGAUCUUUUCCAGUGACAACCGGAUGCUUAUCCAGUACUUCUCGCAGGUGUUGACGGGUAGACGGGGCUUCCGUUUGCGCUUCUCCAGCAAUGAUUCGUCCCUGUGCGAGGGUAACCUGAAUGGAUACGAGGGUCAUAUCGCAACCCCUCGCAAUGUGACCACGAUCACGUGUUCCUAUAAGCGUUCGCAAUCAACGUUAUCUCGCGAUCCUGUCAACCAGCCGAAUGUGGGCACGUUGGCGAUGAACUUUCUGCAAGUUUACGCGGGUCCGAUCGAACGGUCAUGCAUCGAGAUUGGGCGCGGAUCGCCCUUCCCCGACGGACCGACCAACCUCAAUAAGCUAUGCACGAACACCACGAACGAGAUGGUGCUGUCACCGUUCCACAAUACGGUAGUUUCGUUCGUGCAGAAUACGUACAGUGGUCCUCUAGCGUUCACGAUGGACUACCGGGUAUACCAGUGCGGCGGUUUGUACGGUACGAUCGAUAAUAUCAGCUUUCCACAGGAACUCGAUACUUACGGCAGUAAUAGCCUGUACUGCGCCUGGCACGUGACGUACCCGGACCAGACCCUGAUCAACAUCACCUUCGAACGGUUCCAGCUGGUGCGGUCCUGCGAGGAAGAAUACCUCGACAUUUACAACGGUCCCAGCCAGAACUAUCCGCGUUUGGGUCGUUAUUGCAAGGAUUCGCCCCCGGCAUCCGGAUCCAUCGCGACCCAGAAGCACCUGCUGUAUGUUGAGUACCACGCCAAGGUUUUUAACCCGACCGAAAGUGACUUUGAGUUACGGUUAGGCAGCAAACAGUACGGCUGCGGUGGCACACUGCACCAGGGCAUGCCGACAUUAGGUUCUCCGCUUGUCGGAGGCAAAUACUUACCGGGCCAGGAGUGUGUGUGGGAACUACGUGCUAACGCUGGCCAGCACAUAGGAGUGCGUUUUAUCAACCGGUUCAACAUUGAGAAAAGCCCAAACUGUACGAAGGACUAUGUGGAGCUGUUCGAUCAGCAGCGCAACCGGGAAUGGGUCAGCUUGGGUCGCGUUUGUGGCAAGCAAAUACCACCACCGUUCAAUUCGUCUGGCGCCGCGAUGAAGAUCAUAUUCCGGACGGAUGAUUCCGGUCAAUCGGACGGGUUCACCAUCAGGUGGGAAUCUAACUGUGGCGGUAUAUUCUACGCCGAGCAGGAAGCUAAUGUUAUCGUCAGCCCGAACUACCCAGCCAAGUACAACAACAUGCAAGUUUGCAACUACACCUUCCUAGCGAACAACUCCGACAGCGGUAUUGAGUUUAAUUUCCUCGAUUUCGAGCUCGAGGACACUUUGCAAACGUCUAUCUGUGCGUAUGACAACUUGACCAUAUAUCGGAAAAUGGAGUACGCCGAUCCUAUGACAUGGGAAAAACUCGGUACGUACUGCCGUAACAUGACACCGCCACGGUUACGUGUGAAGGAUCGGGCUGCGAUCAUCUUCCGCACCGAUCGAUACGUUCAAGCGCGCGGCUUCCGGUUUGAGUACCGGUUGGACACGUGCGGCUCCAACAUAACAAGCUCACGGCGUAUACAUAGUCCCGAGCAGCUACCUUCGGAUGGAACGUACCGUCCCGGUUUGACAUGCCGCUGGUAUCUCAAUAUCCCGUCAGGCCAGAAGGUCACAAUACGGUUUGAGGUGCUGGAAAUUGAACACACGGAAUCGUGCUACUUCGACACGGUGGAGGUGUACCGUGGCCUUGAAGUAAAUCAGGAGCACCGUUUGGCUUUGCUGUGCGGGAAUCUUACCGGGCAUGCUCCAGCCAUCGCCAUCAGCGGUAGUAGCCACGGGUUGAUCAGUUUCAAGACAGAAUCAUUCACAACGUCCAAUGCGAAGAUGACGGCGCUUGUACUAUACUCUCCCGACUGCGACAAACACAUCACGCUCGAUGAACGCUCACCCAGCUAUCGGUUAAACGUGCUCGGUAGCGGUAAUGACCACGUGCAGGACUGUCAGUACGUCAUUCAGGCACCGACCGGAUACACACUUCGCGUGACGUUCGAUCAGUUCCACGUGGGAUCGUCGCGCAAUCGAUCGACCAAUUGUACGGAUGACUUCGUCGAGUUGCGGGACGGUGGCAGUGUGUUUUCUUCGCUGAUAGGACGUUUCUGUGGUAAUGAUCCGGUGGGCAUUCAGAACACCUUCGGUUCUACGUUGCACUUCCGCUAUGCCACUGAUUCGAUGCUCCGUGGUACGCUGUUCGAUGCGACUAUUUCGAUAGUGCCGUCCGAGUGUGGCUCUAUGAAUCGUAACCUCACGGGAGGCGCAAUCGUGACACUGAAUACACCCAAUUUUGGUGACGAAAAGAAAUACCCUUCGAACACAAGGUGUUUGUGGUUGCUAGAGGUACCACCUGGUAAACAGAUUGAAAUACAAUUCCUGCACAUGGAUUUGCAACAGUACGACGACAGCAAUAAAGUGUGCAAAGACUACAUUGCCAUAAGAGAUGCCUCGCUUAAAUCCAUCAUCUAUGAAGGUCUUGGAAAUUCUCUUGUUUUCAACGGUGGAGGUUCCAGUAAAGCUAGUUUUUACCAUGGAACUCGGUACGCGAAUGCUUACCACAUCUACUGUGGUAGCAAUUACCUACCCAGUACGUACAUCUCGAUAACCAACCAGGUGUACAUCAGCUUCGAAAGUGAUGCCUCCAUCGAGGGCAAGGGAGUGUCACUGCGCGUUCACGAAAGUAAUGUUUGCUUGAAAAACUAUACCGCUCUCCAGGGACGAAUCCUUCAAACCGAUUUACAAAAGGAUCAGGCAUGCGCUAUAACGGUGCAAGUGCCACAGAACUACACCAUCUCGGUGUACUUUAACAAUUUCUAUCUGUACAACGUAGAGUGCGCCAAUCACGCGCUUAAGGUGUACGAUGGACCGAACGAGACACCCGAUCGGUUGAUUGGAGAGUUUUGCAGCUUUGCCACUCCGAAUCCAAUCUUCACCACAGGAAAUGCUCUAAGGAUCGUGCUGCCAGCGAGCAAUCGGGACUUUGUUUCUCUGCUCCUUGAUGCCACGUACGUCGCCACCGACCAGGGACAGGGUUGUGGUGGCGAACUGUACAAUUACGGUGGCGUAUUCAGCAGUCCGCUAUAUCCGGCCAACAACCGAACGCGCAUGGUGUGCCUGUGGACGGUGACCGUUCCGAAUAAUUUGGUCGUUGCGCUACGUUUUGAGGUGUUCGAUCUAGGCAGCAAGUCGUCUUGCGCCACCGACUACCUGCAAAUUAUUGAUCAAUAUGAUGAGGCGGCGGAGGUGGCAUCUAAGGACGAAAAGAUCGUACGGCAGCAUUGCGGAGGGGAUAAACCGGCCAACUACAUCAGCGGUGGUAAUACAUUGCGCGUGCGCUACAAAAAGACACAAAACUUUGCCGGCGUCGGAUGGAUGAUUAAGUUUAUGGGCGUCGAAAAAGGUGUUGCGGUCAACGAUUAUUAG
Molecule: messenger RNA, 11286 nt
Organism: Anopheles nili
Lineage: Eukaryota; Metazoa; Arthropoda; Insecta; Diptera; Culicidae
Product: cubilin homolog
Exons: 15
Coding region: 1-11286 (3761 amino acids)
Molecular function (GO): calcium ion binding
Source: RefSeq, a predicted model, not a curated record